GUUCUUCGCACGAUCAUCGACUGCUCCUACUCUCUCACAUGCUCCUCCGGUUCCGGACGGCAUUCAUUACGAGCAUAGCAAUGUGGUCUUGGUUUACAAUUUUGCAGCAAUCUCGCGAGCGCAUGACGAAGUAGUGCAUGAAAGCCUCUUCUUGUGCUGUCAACUCUGAUAUCCUCGAUGGUCAAUUCUUGGACUUCAGGCGUCCAAGAAAUCAGCCAGCUGCAUAUUUCUCAAGUGAUCACGUCGAAUCAGAUCCAAAACUCUUUGUUUACCUUGCUGAAUCCCCCAUCCUUGUAGCGGAAGGUGGUAGCGUCACUUUCUCUAUAACGAGCAAGGUCGGGUUUGCGCUCGUACGCCACCAGACCCUCGCACCACUAAGUAGAAGCUUGCGUAGGGAACCAGAUGGUUUUCAGACUCAUGAAGCUCCUCGCUUCCAUCAACAAAGAAGUGGAACUUCUCAGCUCUUGGCUGCUGCCUCUUGUGCUCCUCGACAACCUACACUGCCUCUUCCAUCUUCUGGAUUGGCGAUUGCACGAAUUACAAAUCACUGUAUCCCAGAACCUCGUCAAACGGAAUAGAGUUGCUUAUCCAAGAAUAUGCAUGCGAUAAAUAAAUUUGACGGCUGUAACUUGGGAUCUCCGUGUUGUACCUAUGAGCAAAAACUUAGCUUCCUCCGUUCUAGUUAACAUUUGAAGAAACGAGUGAGCUUACUUGUCCCUGUAGAGAAGAUUGAGCUCCGCAGUGGUUCAUUAAUAAGAGUUCAGCCAAUCUUUCCUUGAUGCCAUCUGGUGGAAACUGCAAGCCACUGCUCUAAAAUCAACUUACUCACGCUCUUGGGACCGUAAAUGAGAUGGUGUACCAAAAAUCGCAGACAUACCUGCUCACAGUUGCUCUUAUGCCUGGAGGCGGCCUUAAACUCAGGCGGCCCAUUCCAACGUAUCUUUGUGGACUUGGUUCACUGGCAUAAUUGUAUCACUUCGUAAUCUCUCUUGAAACCGCCAAGGCGCAUUAGGGUUUUAGAAUUCUGGACAUGUCUUCUCUGGAUGCAUUGCUGGAAAGAGGAGUGUGGCUUCUGGAAACGCCUUGCAGCAGGAUUGACACUGUUGGGUUUGCUUUGAAAGGUUGUGAGUGCAGCUUUCAAGACUUGAGCAAGUUUGAUUUCUGCAAAAACGUGACAAGCAAGACGGAGAAGGAGCCGCACAAGUUCCGUGUGAUUCGAGACGACUUGCUGCACCCGACGCUCGGUGGAAACAAAAUCAGAAAGCUCGACGCUGUGGUCCCGUUCCUCAAGGACGAGGAAAUCACUGAUGUGGUACGCACUUCGCUGUUUUUUGUUCUUUCUUUUCUUUCUUUGAAGCGAUUUCAAUGUCUGUCAGGUGACUUGUGGAGGCUGUCAAAGUGCUCAUGCUGCUGCUGUAGCUCAGCUGUGGCGUGUGCUGAGCAUGGGAUGUCGGCUCAUUUGCUGCUACGAGGUGAAAAAAUUGAAGUCACGACUGGAUAUAACUUGAUAUCGGAGGUUUAUGGAAACGUGGUGUAUGUUCCAAGAACCGAGUAUGCCGAUCGACAAAAAAUGUUAAGCUCGCAUAUGGAACGUGUUGCUUGUCCUGAAGAACCAGUUCUUUGGUUGAAUGGCAACUCUAUCACCAGAGAAACAAUCACUCCUUCAGAAAGCUCUAAAUUGCUUGAACCCGGAAGAGGAAGAAGAAAAUGGGCCGUGCUUGGAGAAGGUGGUGCGAGUGGUCUAGCACUUCUCGGCUUUAUAAGACUUGUAAGAUGGCUAAGCGAAAAUGAAGUCUUCGAACGAGAUGACAAGAUCAAAAUCGUGGUCGAUUCUGGCACUGGAACAUCCGCCAUUGGCCUGGCUCUAGGAAUCGCGUUGCUCGGCCUUCACCAGUGGGAGAUUGUUGGUGUAAUGCUCUCCGGUUCUCGCGAGUACUACGAGAGACAAACGAAGAACCUUGUCACUGGUUUUCUUCAGCAGUUUCGCUGCGAUCAGUCGGCAGAGGCUUUGAGCUUAAAUCUUGUUUGGGAGGAGAGGAAACGAGUACGCAGGUUUGGAAAGAUUUAUGGAGGGGAGAUCGGUGCUUGCAAGAGUAUAGCCCGACAAACUGGCAUUUUGCUAGACCCGAUUUACACACUCGCUGCGUGGGAAGUCGCGAUAGAGUUGUCUUGGAACGAAACAGCAGACAAAGUCGCUAUUCUUCACACUGGUGGGGCACUGGGCCUCUUUGGCCUGGCACAGACAAAUCCGCAGGAAUUCUCUCAAACUCGUGAAUACGCUCCUCCGAAGCAGCUUUCUCUCGCAAGGCACACUAAAUCUGGCCGAAGUUGACAAUUCGAAGGAUCUCCGGAUCAUAGAAGGAGGGCGUGGGAAAGUGGCAAGAAACUAAUGGGAAAAAGUUGCGGCUGUGGGGACAUCUUUAACAGCAGCUCCAUUCUCCAUGAACAAGACCCCGGUUCCAACUGCAAGUCAAGACCAGUAACAGCUUCCGGCCCGAGCUUGGAGGGCUGGAAUGAACCCAAGCAAGACAAACCAAAGAAAGCAGCAAAAAUAUCCCACCAGUUUCAAGGUU
This is a messenger RNA of Selaginella moellendorffii, 2573 nucleotides long. Its product is annotated as D-cysteine desulfhydrase 2, mitochondrial. Lineage: Eukaryota; Viridiplantae; Streptophyta; Lycopodiopsida; Selaginellales; Selaginellaceae. Gene Ontology annotation, molecular function: D-cysteine desulfhydrase activity. The coding region runs from base 1031 to 2332 and encodes 433 amino acids. The record is from RefSeq and is a predicted model, not a curated record. The transcript has 7 exons.